Colletotrichum tamarilloi is the source of this 843-nucleotide messenger RNA. RefSeq lists its product as uncharacterized. NCBI's taxonomy places the organism in Eukaryota, Fungi, Ascomycota, Sordariomycetes, Glomerellales, Glomerellaceae. The transcript is spliced from 4 exons. The coding region runs from base 1 to 843 and encodes 280 amino acids. The record is from RefSeq and is a predicted model, not a curated record. Gene Ontology annotation, molecular function: calcium ion binding.
AUGGCGUACAACAGACCCUACAACCCCGAUGAACUUCCAAGGUUCGCGGAACCCGAGCAGAAGGGCGGCGCUGCCCCGGCACCUUCCCAGCAGCCUUCCCAGCAGCAUCCUCAGCAACACUCUCAGCCUCGCUACGAAAAUAAGCUUCCAGCCGUCCCUCGCGACGAGUACCACCGUCCCGAUCCUCGGAACGACCAUCGCCGACCCAGCCCCAACAUGUACGGCGUCAGCUCUCCUCCUCCGACAGGCAACCCCCGCCCGAACGCCCAGCCCCGGCCACCCCCCAACUCCCGGCCGCCUCCUUCUCCCGCUCCUGAUAUGAGCGCAGACGGCGCAGAUCCGACACUGCUGCCCCUAUUCCGAGCGGUCGAUAAGGAUGGCACUGGCCAGCUGUCCGAGCGGGAGCUGUCAACUGCCCUCGUCAACGGUGACUGGACUGCUUUCGACCCUCAGACAGUUCGCAUGAUGAUCCGCAUGUUCGAUUCCGAUCGCAGUGGCACUAUUGGAUUCGCCGAAUUUUGCGGCCUCUGGUCCUUCCUUGCGUCGUGGCGCACUCUGUUUGACCGAUUCGACGCCGACCGAUCUGGAAACAUUUCCCUCGGCGAGUUCACCAACGCCCUCGUUGCUUUCCGUUACCGUCUCAGCCCUGGUUUCGUCGAGCUUCUCUUCCGGACAUACGACAAGCGUGGGGAAGGUGUCAUGUCCUUCGAUCUCUUCGUCCAGGCUUGCAUUUCUCUGAAGCGCAUGACGGACGUGUUCAAGAAGUACGAUGACGACAGAGACGGUUACAUCACCCUCAGCUUCGAGGACUUUUUGACGGAGAUUCUCAAGCAGCUCAAGUAG